GCCAGGAGUGAGGAUGUAGUCAACAACACAGAACUUCUAGGAAACUCUUCGGAUCCUAACAAAGAUAUGUACGUAAUUCAUGCUAUGGUGUAUCAAGUGGGCAUUGUCACCAACAAAACUGAUAAUGAAACAGCCAACAUGAAUUCUACGGGCAACCAAGAGGCUGUGACAUUCUUCCACACAAACGGCUCGGCAGGUCUGGAUUUGAGCAAGAUUCCCGCCCCACUUCUCACGAACGUGACUGCUCAAAGUAUGGUAGGAGUGGCACCGGUGGCUGUGAACCCAGAAAAUGCUACAAACCAACUGCCCUGGAGUACUUUAGACCAUUUAGCCAAUAUGGAACCUGUACCACCUCCCGUGGCAGCAGAUCCAAAAUCGAGAAGAUCGAUAAGAAGUAUUGACAUCACGGAUGCAGAUACGCCUUUGAAUAAUUUCUACAAGAAUUUAUUUAAAAGGGAGCUCGGUGACAAGCCAGUUGCCGUGAACAGUGGUUCAGCGGUCAUUCCACAGGCGGCCGGAGUCCAGUCCAUUGCCAUCCCACCUUUGCUGACCCUUAACAACAACAUGUCAGAUAUACCAGUACCUAUACCCAACACUUCUGUAGUACACUACUCGAAAAUCAAUACUCUUGUUACAAAACCUUAA
This is a messenger RNA of Spodoptera exigua (beet armyworm), 645 nucleotides long. The record is from the annotation of a GenBank genome assembly. NCBI's taxonomy places the organism in Eukaryota, Metazoa, Arthropoda, Insecta, Lepidoptera, Noctuidae.